This is a messenger RNA of Racocetra fulgida, 1080 nucleotides long. The record is from the annotation of a GenBank genome assembly. Lineage: Eukaryota; Fungi; Glomeromycota; Glomeromycetes; Diversisporales; Gigasporaceae.
AUGGAAUCUCAGGAUAACGGCACUAGUGAAGAAGUUGAAAAUUUGUCUAAUACUUUGAACCAAAUUGUUCGACGUAUCGCUGGUCAGUUGGAAAUUAACAUGCUUCCAGAUCCACUCAAGUCUACAAAUCAUCUAUCUACUUUUCCUCAAAGUCAUGAUACUCGUCUCUACAAAUUGAUAAGAGACUGCAUGAAUCCACAAUCAGAUUAUAAGACCGUUCGACAAUCUGCUAAAGAUGCUCUCAAACGUAUCGAGCAAAUUGCUCCAUCAUCAUCGGAAACAUUUUCCAUUCUUAUUCGUAGGAUUAGUUUGACAAUUAUUAAUAAGGAUUUAAUACCUUUUCUUGUGACUAAGCUCAAAUCGGCACACUCCGAAUUACAAAGUGAAAACUCUAUUGUUGCACAUGAGUUGUUUAAGGAUAUUUCAUCUAGAUUUCCUGCAAUUCUUAAACCACACGUUGACCAAUUAAUAAGAGCGCUUAAGGAAGAUGAUGAUUUAUUAAUAGUUGACGAUAGUUUGGAAGCUCUUUCUAAAUUGUCAAUAUCUUUUCCCGAUGAAACACCGCAAGAUAAGUAUGUAAAGGCCCACAAUAGGGAAUCUAUACAACGCCUUAUGGAUUAUGCCCUUGAAGGGUCUUGCCUCCAAGCUAAAUUUGCUGCUAUUGUGCUAAGCCACAUUCGUCACAAACAACAAAUAUGUGGCGAGUUAUUAAAGAAAAUUGUGCCAAAACUUUCGAUAACGUCUCCGAACAUUUUAGCCCAUUUAUCUGUGCUAAGCCAAUGUGUACUUUAUUCUCCAAAAAUUUAUGAAGAAAAGGGUGAUGCUAUAACUAAUUUCAUUGUUAAACAACUCAUCAUGAAUUCAAAUCAUAAAGCUACUAUUGAAUCCGAAGUUGAUUGGGUUGACGAUGAUGAGCUUGAUGAUGAGUACAGAGGCAGCGGCCAAUGUUGCAAAGCCGGUUUUCAAAUUGCUAUGGACGUUGAUCCGUGGAGAGCUGCUAAAUCUAAGGUUCAAUCUAUGGUUAUCGACUCUGAUAGCAGCGAAAAUGACGACAUGGACGAAGAUACUGACGAUUCGUAG